Molecule: messenger RNA, 240 nt
Organism: Gaeumannomyces tritici R3-111a-1
Lineage: Eukaryota; Fungi; Ascomycota; Sordariomycetes; Magnaporthales; Magnaporthaceae
Exons: 3
Coding region: 1-240 (79 amino acids)
Source: RefSeq, a predicted model, not a curated record
AUGGACCGCAUCGUGGGAUCUCUAGAUUGGGCUUCAAGUCAGCAGGAUGAGGAUGGGGCUGUGAACGUGCCAGCAGCCACCCAUCCGGAGCACAUGUUUUCCAGUUUUUUUCUUGACGAGGAGGAGUGUGUGGGGAUCCAGGGCCUGGUCAUGAUUCGCACGUCUAAGAAAAGUGAUCGCCGUGCAUCUCUCAAACUCGGCUGGAAGACGUGUGGUGGGCCGCUCUCGCUGGCUGGCUGA